This is a messenger RNA of Sceloporus undulatus (fence lizard), 2815 nucleotides long. It is a transcript of the gene TMEM175, whose product is annotated as transmembrane protein 175. The record is from RefSeq and is a predicted model, not a curated record. The coding region runs from base 89 to 1342 and encodes 417 amino acids. The transcript is spliced from 10 exons. Gene Ontology annotation, cellular component: endosome; lysosome. Gene Ontology annotation, molecular function: potassium ion leak channel activity; proton channel activity. NCBI's taxonomy places the organism in Eukaryota, Metazoa, Chordata, Lepidosauria, Squamata, Phrynosomatidae.
GCCUGUGGCCCAUACGAAAAUACAUGCAGAUCAGGAACUCGAUGAAAGUGUCCAGCAGCUCCUAGCCACCAAAAUUGCCGUCUAUCUGAUGACUUUUUUAAUAGUGACAGUUGCUUGGGCAGCUCAUGUCAGACUGUUUCAGGUGAUUGAACUAAUAGAUGAUGUACUUGCCCUUCUAAAUUUGGCCUGUAUGAUGCUUAUUACCUUUUUGCCAUAUACGUUCUCCUUAAUGGCCUCCUUUCCAGAUACGCCAUUUGGCAUUUUCAUGUUUAGUAGCUGUGCUGUUAUAAUUGGCGCUACUCAAGCAGUUAUUGUUGUGUAUGGGUUCCGCCAUCCUUAUUUACUUAAUCAUGAAAUACAGGAGUCUGAAAACCAGGAAUUUUAUAAGUAUCAUAUUCUGAAGAUUAUACUAAGAGGACCAACACUUAGUUUUUUUGCUGCUAUCUUCUCAUUUUUCUUCAUCCCAUUGUCUUACAUGUUUCUUGGGCUCGUUACAUUUUUCCCUCAUAUCAGCCAACUAACAAAAUGGUUUAAAAGCAAGUUUCUUGGUCAAGAAGAAGAGGUACCACUAGAGUCUUUUACUGUUUAUCUCACUGAACCUCUCAGUAAGGAAAGAGUAGAAGCAUUCAGUGAUGGAGUUUAUGCCAUUGUAGCAACCUUGUUAAUUCUGGAUAUAUGUGAAAAUAAUGUUCCUGAUGCUAAAGAGGUUAGAGAGAAAUACCAUGGUCAUCUCAUAAAUGCAUUGAGUGAAUAUGGUCCAACUUUCCUUGCCUACUUUGGAUCGUUCGUAACUAUUGGCCUUCUCUGGUUUGUACACCAUUCUCUCUUCCUUCAUGUGAUGAAAGCAACUCGACUAAUGGGCCUCCUUAAUACCUUUUCCUUGGCAUUUAUUGGAGGUCUGCCUCUUGCCUAUCAGUUGACUAGUGAGUUUGCGGAAAAGUCUCACAAUGAAAUAGAAGCCAUCCAGGUUAGCUGUGUUACCAUCUUUUUUGCCAGCAUUUUUCAGUUUGGUAUAUGGAUUGCUGCUUUAUUUUAUGAAAGGGAAACACUACACCCUUUUGCCAGGUAUGGUGGUAAAGAACAUGCCUUUAUGUUUGCCAAACUUGCCCUGUAUCCCUGUGUAAGCCUUUCAGUCUUCUUCCUAACAUGUAUUGUUAGUGAAUUGAGUACAACCAUUUUCCAUGUCACCCAGAUAAUUGUCCCAUUUGCCUUCCUUGUGUUGCGCAUCCUUGUCAGAAUUUGUCUGUUGGCACUGAAGUUUAUAAUGUCUCUGUCUUCACGAAGGAACAACAUACUUGAAGAAGAGGAAGCAUGUUUGUCUCCUACUGAAAUAUUGUCAUAGUUUUUCCUGCACUUUAUUUGGAAAAAUAGGCUAUUGCUAUGACUUAAUAUGUAUGGCCCAUGCCACUAUUUGGUAUAUGCCACCUCUGACCAAUUGCGAUCCUUUUGUUUGUGAAAUAUAAAUGUUCCCACAAGACUUCAGGUGCAAAUCUUAGGGACUGAGACUUACGGACUCCCAUUGCCAUAUUUUGCUUGCAAACUAACAUUUGGGUCAAUGAGUUGGUCUAAUAUGACUUAUCAGCUGAUCAACCUCAGCUUUUGGGAGGACUGGAAUGACUGCAGAGGAUGACCAAGACAUUUUAGAAAAUGGUAUCGCAUCAGCUGUCUGUUAGUGCUGAUGUGCUCAAUGAAGUUAGUCUGUGAAAGUAAAGCCAUUAUAAUGGAAAAGGUGGAUACAAAUAUAUGUUAGCUUGCUGUCAGUGAGUGACCAAGGAAACAUGUAUUGUUACAUAUUCCAGAGUGUGUCUACAGUAUAAGUGCAUAGCUGCUCCUCUUUGUAAUACAUACCAGAACUGGAAGUAUUUGGUGUGUAAUACGUCCAUUUUUAAUAAUUUUUACAUUUGGUCUGAAAACUAAUAGGUGUGUUGUAAAGCUGGGGAAAAUUAUAUGAUGGCUAGGGAAGUCUGGGAGUUGUAGUUCAAAAAAGUCAUUUCCCCCAGAUCUAGAUGGAGUUGAACCAACUGACAGUGAAUCAGCAUAACAUGUUGCCUUAAGGGCAAUAAAAGAAAUGGUUCCUUCAGGACUGGAAAAAUCUGAAGGAACAUAAUUCUUCAAGAUUCUAGAAAUUUGAUGACAGUGCUUGGAAAAAUGAAGACUAUAUAUCUGCCUGCGCAGAUCUUAUGGUGGUUCUCACAGAAUAUUGACUUAGAAGGAUUUUAUCACACCACUCCUAUUCUCACCAUAAUCGCAUUAAGUGUAUACAUACUAAUUUGGGAGCACUCGGUACCGCAUGUUCCUCUAAUAGCGUGAAUAGGGCCAUUGCUGGCCUCUUGCACUCCCUCAUCCUUAACCCUACUUCCCUGUCCUAUGGCCUACCCAGCGUGCCUUUCAGAGUUUUGUGUUUGUGUGGGUUUUUUUUCCUUAACACAAUUGUAAAGUUAUGCUAACUCCAUGGUUUUAAAAAAUAAAAGAACGUAAAAAAAUUCCAGCUGUUCUUGAAUAGUGAAGGGGGACAGGGGAGAAGAGAAGGCACUGAUAACUAUAUGAUCACACAGUCAAUUGCAACAGAAUAAUUUACUGUACCUGAUAACUAGCACAAUUGGAAACUUAUUGACAUGUGUUUCUUGUUGGCAAGAAACAGGCCUAACAAGAAUUGAAAGACAAGGAAGCAAUGGGAGAGAGGCAGCAUCAUGUGAUAGGUAGUGCCAAAGGUACUGUUAUUUAGUGUUUAUGGUGGUUAAACCACCAUAAACAUUAAAUAACAGUACCUUUGGCACUUGUGUGCCUUGUGUGAUAACAUCCUUGUAACAGAGAC